AUGCUAAAUGCUAAGGUUGCGGAUGUUCACUUACACGGUUCUUGGGCUUGGCCGCUAGAGUGGAGGAAUCGGUUCCCUAUUUUGAAUCAGCUGGAUUCCAUUCACCUUCAACCGAAUAGUAUUGACAGGUUACGCUGGAAGGAUGGUGAUGUUAUGAAAGAGUUCUCGUCCUCUAUAGCUUGGCAUUCGUGUCGCUCUAGGGAACAAGAUAUAGACUGGGUGAAUAUUGUGUGGUUUGCCCAAUGCAUUCCCAGACAUGCGUUCUUAAUGUGGUUGAUCAUGCGUCGUAAACUUUUGACUCAAGACAUUAUUCUUCAUUGGGAUUUGUCCAGGAGGAAAAAUAUGAACAUGAUGUGCUGCCUUCUUUGCUACGAAAAUGUUGAUUCACACGAGCAUCUUUUCUUUGAAUGUAGUUUCUCGUCUAAAGUUUGGCUCAUGGUUCGUGAGAAGGCUGGUAUGGCUAACGUGGAUCAGAAGUGGAGUUCGAUCGUUAGUUGGCUCAAGGCUAGAGGGAGAUCGAAGACUGCGGCUCACUUUGUUAGCAAACUCGUGGUUGGAGCAACGGCUUAUGUGAUUUGGCAAGAGCGUAAUGCGAGGUUAUUCAGGAAUCAAACUAGACCACCGGACACGAUACGAGACACGAUUUUUAAAACUAUCCGAUACAAACUAAUGGGGGUUAAGUUUAGGCAAUGUUCGAAUGUUGCUAGAUUGCGAGGCGCUUGGGGGAUUGGUGAAGAUACCGUGAGCGACGAUGGAGGCUAG
Molecule: messenger RNA, 762 nt
Organism: Helianthus annuus (common sunflower)
Lineage: Eukaryota; Viridiplantae; Streptophyta; Magnoliopsida; Asterales; Asteraceae
Exons: 1
Coding region: 1-762 (253 amino acids)
Source: RefSeq, a predicted model, not a curated record